AUGUCGGAGCCUGUACAAAAGGGCGAGGUUGAUCUCAAGUCCCUGGAUCAGGCCCUCGACGAUCUUGAGGCUGCUUCUGAAGUGCCUGCCGAGACACUCAAGGCGAAUUCGGACACACUAGCGCAACCACCUGUCCAAACUCGAUCCUCGGUCGGCGAGCCUGCUUCCAAACCCGAGCAUGCAAAGAAAGCUUCUUCGCCCGCAACCUUGUCACCCUCCUCACCUCGAGUCAUGUCGCCCGCUUCAGCAGCUACUCGUCCUACAGCGACAGCGACUCAAGUGCCGCCGGCCGUAGCCGAGCUCAAAUCCAUGUUCCCGGACCUUGACAACGAGACUAUCGCUGCAGUCCUGUCUUCACGAGGCGGCGACCAGGAGUCGGCCGUCAAUGCUCUCCUGCAGAUGUCCGAUCCAAACUUCAAGCCCGCGACUCCCGAAACCAGAACAGACUCAGAUGCGCUGCUAGCCCAGACGAUUGCGAUGGAAGAGGAACAGAGGCAUCACGAGCAGAUGGCACAGCAUCAACAGCGUUUACAACAACAACAACAACAGCAGCAGCAACAGCACAGCCAGAGCAUGGGUCGUGGAGGCGGUGGUGCUGGAUCUUUCUUCAGUGGCCUUCUCAACCCGGACUCUCGCGAGCAGUCUGCGCCCUCUGCUCCUUCCUACGAUCCCAACGCGCUCACGUAUCAGCCUCGAGUCAGGAAAGGUCCGACCCCUGCAUCAGGCGCUGCUGGUGCCAGGAACUCGUAUGCCUCACAGAACCAACAACCAGCUGCUUCACCCUCGUAUGCGGAUGGCGAGAGCAUCAUUCCAGGUAUGCCUGGUGCAAAGGAAGCAAAGCAGUGGCAAGAAGAGAUCAAUCGUAUGGCAGAGACAGGUCUAGCGAGAGCAGCUUCCACUUUCUCUACCUUCCGACAGAAGGCCAGUGCUGCCUUCAACAAUGCCCAAGAAGGUGGAGAAAACAAUGGCCAGGCUGCAGUUGGUGCGAGUGGGGGAAAUGCAACAGGCGCAGGCUUUGCACAAGCUUUCCAGAACUUCAAAAACACCACAGGCAGAAGCUCCAAUGACGAGAAAGCGACAGCAUCGACCGACGCUCCGUCCCGCCAUGCCUUGACUUCGCCUCGAACACCAAAUGCAAGCGAGUACGAUCAGGAUCCAUCCCCCGUGUCCGAAAAUGAGCUCGCCAAGAUCAUCUCUCGUGGUCGCGGCGGCAGAGCACGAGCGCUGGCAGACCGCUAUGGUCUAGGUAUCAAGAACACUGGUCGAGCGAACUCAGCUAGCACACAAGGCGGUGCUGGAGCAGAAUCAUCGGACUACGCAGGCUGGGACCAGGCUGGACGAGCUCCCAUCUCUAUUAAAGACAACACCAACUCGAAGCGUUUCGCGGAUGAUGCCGACAAAAAGCGUCUCGACUCGAUCGCAAGGAUGGACUCGGCUGGCGGCCGUGGUAUUACCAGCCCUCGAAUCGACCGCAGUCCUACCAAAGAGACUUCGACUACGACUGGAACCGGUGGCGUUGCUGCCGCUGGCACUGCAGGUGCUGCAGGCGGUGUUGGGGCAGCUUCACUUGCAAAAGACAGUGGCGAUGACCCAAAUGAUGACUCGGACGAUCUCGAGUACGUCAGCAACCCCUUCGAGGACGAAGACUGA
Ustilago hordei is the source of this 1650-nucleotide messenger RNA. RefSeq lists its product as uncharacterized. The coding region runs from base 1 to 1650 and encodes 549 amino acids. Gene Ontology annotation, biological process: ubiquitin-dependent protein catabolic process. Lineage: Eukaryota; Fungi; Basidiomycota; Ustilaginomycetes; Ustilaginales; Ustilaginaceae. The record is from RefSeq and is a predicted model, not a curated record. The transcript has a single exon. Gene Ontology annotation, cellular component: cytoplasm. Gene Ontology annotation, molecular function: ubiquitin binding; ubiquitin conjugating enzyme binding.